Molecule: messenger RNA, 921 nt
Organism: Aspergillus caelatus
Lineage: Eukaryota; Fungi; Ascomycota; Eurotiomycetes; Eurotiales; Aspergillaceae
Product: dihydroneopterin aldolase domain protein
Exons: 3
Coding region: 1-921 (306 amino acids)
Biological process (GO): folic acid-containing compound metabolic process
Cellular component (GO): cytoplasm
Molecular function (GO): dihydroneopterin aldolase activity
Source: RefSeq, a predicted model, not a curated record
AUGUCUCAACUAGAGUCUAUCCACAUCUCAUCUCGUCCGACAAUAGCAGACACCAUCCAACUUCGUAAUAUUCAACUUCAACUACCCACAGCUCCUGAUCCAUGGCAUCGACCUGGAAAGCCGCAGCCCUGUAGUGCAUCCGUGAGGCUUUCGUACGCCUCUUCCGUGAGCGCCGCAGAUGCGGAUGAUGUCAGUCAAACCAUAGAUUAUGGCAAGUUAUUUCGCAGGAUAGUGAAAGAGCUUGAGAGCGUCGACCAGGCGAAGCUCGGAACUUGCAUCAUAGCUACCGAUGGAACGCCGCUGCAAGAUCGGCUCCUUGGACAGACUGUUGAAGAUACUCGCCUGGCUGCAGCGACCAUAGCCAUGUGCAGUCUACAGUCAUUGGAAGAAACUGCUGGAGCGUCUUCCCCGGCAGUCCGUGGAGAUUACGGUGAAUUUGAAGUACGCCUUCAACUCCCGAAAGCAAUUCUCCGCGCAAACAGAGGCCUGCUAUACAGCAGCAAUUUUGCCCUAGGUACCAUGCAGAGCAAGGUAGCGGAUGUGACUGAACGGCGACUAGUUCUUCUGCGCGAGACGUUUGAGAUCCGGGGGGUCCAAUGUUACUGCAUACUAGGUAUCAACCCAUGGGAAAGGGUUGAAAAGCAAGCAGUCGAUAUUUCCCUGAGUUUCGAGGGACAUGGACUCCAGGAAUGGAGCUCUACGGUUGUUGACACUUAUCAGGAAUUGGUUCGCCAUGUCGCUGAGCGCGUCGAAAGCUCUUCCUUUCAAAGUGUAGAGGCUCUUGCAACUUUCAUAGCUCGGAUUGUGACUGUAGAAUUUGGAAACAAUGAAGUCACUGUGCUCGUGGAGAAGCCGAGCGCCUUGUCCUUUGUGGACGGGUCAGGCCUGGAGAUUACGCGAUCGCGCAACUUCUUUCAAUAA